UAACAAUCACGAAAGUGAUUUGUGAGUUGUUCCGUGUGUCGAUGGUUUUUACAUAAACUUCUAUUAAAAAGAAGAAUAUCUAGGAAGUAUCAGAAUUUGGAAACAUCUUUCAAAACUUCUAAAUGGCUACACUCGAAGAUAAAUCCAUUUGGGAAGAUGGCGAAGAAACUUUGGGAGAAGAUGUCCUGCGUAUGUCAACAGAUGAAAUUGUGUCACGCACGCGAUUACUGGACAACGAAAUCAAGAUAAUGAAGAGCGACGUGAUGCGCAUUUCUCACGAGCUUCAAGCACAGAAUGACAAAAUCAAAGAAAACACAGAAAAGAUCAAAGUCAAUAAGACUUUGCCAUAUCUGGUAUCUAAUGUUAUUGAACUGUUGGAUGUAGAUCCUGAAGGUAUGGGAGAAGAAGAUGGAGCAGUGGUAGACUUGGAUGCGCAAAGAAAAGGCAAAUGUGCUGUCAUUAAGACAUCCACUCGUCAGACGUACUUCUUGCCUGUAAUCGGUCUUGUGGAUGCUGAAUCAUUAAAACCUGGUGAUCUGGUAGGUGUCAACAAAGACAGUUAUCUUGUGCUGGAAACUCUGCCAGCUGAAUAUGAUGCCAGAGUCAAAGCAAUGGAGGUAGACGAAAGGCCUACAGAACAAUAUUCUGAUAUUGGUGGUUUAGAUAAACAGAUUCAGGAAUUGAUCGAGGCUGUUGUGUUGCCCAUGACACACAAAGAAAAAUUUGAAAACUUAGGAAUUCAGCCUCCUAAAGGAGUUUUGCUUUAUGGUCCACCUGGAACAGGAAAAACUCUGCUAGCUCGUGCCUGCGCCGCACAGACAAAAUCUACUUUUUUAAAACUAGCUGGACCUCAAUUAGUUCAGAUGUUCAUUGGUGAUGGCGCAAAACUGGUCAGAGAUGCGUUCUCGUUGGCCAAGGAGAAAGCGCCGGCGAUAAUAUUUAUCGAUGAAUUGGAUGCCAUUGGCACAAAGCGUUUUGAUUCAGAGAAGGCAGGCGACAGAGAAGUACAACGCACCAUGUUGGAACUAUUGAAUCAAUUAGAUGGUUUUAGCUCAACUGCUGAUAUCAAAGUGAUUGCUGCUACAAACAGAGUAGACAUUCUAGAUCCGGCACUGCUGAGAUCUGGACGUUUGGACAGAAAGAUCGAAUUUCCACAUCCCAACGAAGAGGCGAGAGCGCGCAUUAUGCAGAUUCAUUCACGCAAGAUGAACAUGUCGCCUGACGUGAAUUUUGAAGAAUUGUCCAGAUCUACGGAUGAUUUCAAUGGAGCACAGUGCAAAGCUGUUUGCGUAGAAGCGGGUAUGAUAGCAUUACGGCGAAAUGCAACGGAAGUUACUCAUGAAGAUCUAAUGGAAGCAAUCAAUGAGGUUCAAGCAAAAAAGAAAGCAAAUCUGAAUUACUAUGCUUAAUAUAUUCUAUCAUUAAGUAUUUAUUAAGAUAUACUCUUAUAAAAAAUGUUAAAGUAAAAAUCUUUUACCAUCAUA
Molecule: messenger RNA, 1484 nt
Organism: Pseudomyrmex gracilis
Lineage: Eukaryota; Metazoa; Arthropoda; Insecta; Hymenoptera; Formicidae
Gene: Rpt5
Product: 26S protease regulatory subunit 6A-B
Exons: 3
Coding region: 123-1409 (428 amino acids)
Biological process (GO): proteasome-mediated ubiquitin-dependent protein catabolic process
Cellular component (GO): proteasome regulatory particle, base subcomplex
Molecular function (GO): ATP hydrolysis activity; ATP binding; proteasome-activating activity
Source: RefSeq, a predicted model, not a curated record